Molecule: messenger RNA, 2050 nt
Organism: Mobula hypostoma (lesser devil ray)
Lineage: Eukaryota; Metazoa; Chordata; Chondrichthyes; Myliobatiformes; Myliobatidae
Gene: men1
Product: multiple endocrine neoplasia I
Exons: 11
Coding region: 174-1961 (595 amino acids)
Biological process (GO): regulation of transcription by RNA polymerase II; negative regulation of cell cycle; negative regulation of cell population proliferation
Cellular component (GO): histone methyltransferase complex; chromatin; nucleus
Molecular function (GO): transcription cis-regulatory region binding; chromatin binding; Y-form DNA binding
Source: RefSeq, a predicted model, not a curated record
AGGCGGCCUGGCGUGGGAGGGAGAAGCUGAGUGGCCUCAGAGCCCGAUGGUUGAGGGGUAGUUACUGCUCUUGAACUUGGUGGUGUGAGUCCUGAGGCUCCUGUACCUUCUACCUGAUGGCAGUAGCAAGAUAAGAGCAUGGCCUGGGUGGUGCCGAACCUGGAGGAGACGCGAUGGGGCUGAAAUCCACGCAGGCGGCCUUCUUCCCCAUCUGCAGCAUCGUCGACGUGGUCAAGCUGUUUGAGUUUGAGCUGAAGAAGGACGAACCAGACCUGACCCUCCUGUCCCUGGUGCUGGGCUUUGUGGAGCACUUCCUGGCCGUCAACCGAGUCAUCCCCAUCAACGUGCCAGGAUACAGCUUCAAUGGGAGCUCGGAGUCCAGGACUUGUUUCCCCCGCGUGGAUCUGGUCCAGAUCAAGGCGCUGCACGCCAGGUUCACCACAAUGAUCCGGGGGGCCGUGGACCGCUCGCUCUACCCCACCAAAGGGGGUUACUCCAGCCGGGACCUGGUGAAGAAGGUGUCUGACGUGAUCUGGAACAGCCUGAGCCGCUCGUACUUCAAGGACAGGGCGCACAUCCAGUCCCUUUUCAGCUUUAUCACUGGCACGAAGCUGGACAGUUCAGGGGUGGCGUUCGCAGUGGUGGCUGCCUGCCAGGUGCUGGGGCUCCACGACGUUCACCUGGGCCUGUCGGAGGAUCACGCCUGGGUGAUCUUUGGCGAGAACGGAGAGGAGACGGCGGAGGUGACCUGGCACGGCAAAGGGAACGAGGACAGGCGGGGGCAGACCGUGACUGCCGGCGUGGCUGAGAGGAGCUGGCUGUACCUGAAGGGCUCCUACCUCAAGUGCGAUCGCAAGAUGGAGGUGGCCCUCAUGGUGUGUGCCAUCAACCCGUCCAUCGACCACCACACGGACAGCGUGGAGCUGCUACAGCUGCAGCAGCACCUCCUGUGGCUGCUGUACGACCUUGGACAUCUAAAAAAGUAUCCAAUGGCACUGGGAAACCUUGCAGAUCUCGAGGAGCUGGAGCCCAUGCCAGGGAGACCAGAUCCACUGACUCUGUUUCAUGAGGGCAUAUCAUCGGCAAAGAAGUACUACAAUAACGAACACAUCUAUCCCUACGUCUACCUGGCCAGUUACUUCUGCCGUAACAGGAAUGUGAAGGAUGCCCUGGCUUCCUGGGGUGAUGCAGCCACCGUCAUUCAAGAUUACAACUACUGCAGAGAAGAUGAGGAGAUUUACAAGGAGUUCUUUGAUAUUGCCAACGACAUCAUCCCGAAUUUAAUCAAGGAGAUGGCCAGCGUAACGGAGAGCUCGGAGGAGCACGGGGACAGAAGCGCUGAAGGUCAGCAAGGACGGUCCACACCCAGCACAGCUCUGCAGGACCCCGAGAGCUUCGCCCAGUUGCUCCGCUUCUAUGAUGGCAUCUGCAAGUGGGAAGAAGGCAGCUCCACGCCGGUCCUCCACGUAGGCUGGGCCACCUUCCUGGUUCAAUCCAUCAGCAAGUUCGAUGGACAGGUGCGGCACAAGGUGACGAUCAUCGUGAAGGACGCGGAGGCAAACGAGGACGACGACCAGCACAGCGAUGACUCGCGGGACGCCCGGCGCCGGGGGCCCCGCCGCGAGUCCAAGGCUGAGGAGCCGCCCCCCGCCAAGAAGUUCCAGGCAGAGAAGGUGGUGGAGCGCCGGCGAUCGGCCCCCACCCAGCGAGUGGCGCCCCCUCCAGCCCCCACUCCCGCUACCCCCCUUCCCCCUGCCCCUGCCCCCACGGGUCCCUGCGUCACCUUCCACAGCGAGAAGAUGAAGGGCAUGAAGGAACUGCUGACGGCCCUGAAGAUCAACUCGAGCGCCAUCAAACUGCAGCUCACCGCCCAGUCCCAGGUCCAGAUGAAAAAGCAGAAGCACAGCUCGGCCAGCGACUACACUCUCUCCUUCCUGAAGAGGCAACGCAAGUCCCUCUGAAAGCGUAGGUUGGGGGGGGGGGUUAGUGGAGAGAGAUGGGUUGAGAGAGGAGGGGAGUGAGUGAAAGAGGGGUGGAGGGACAGAGAGUG